GCCGGGCAGGAAGGACCUCUUCAUCGACGCGGACCUGAUGAGCCCCCUGGACCGCAUCGCCAACGUCUCCCUGCUCAAGCAGCACGAGGUGGACAAGCUGUACAAGGUGGAGAACAAGCCGGUCGUCAGCACCAGCGACCAGUUGUGCUUCUUGGUCCGGCCGCGGAUCAGGAACGUGAAGUACAUCGCAGACGUCGUCCAUGCAGAUAAGGCGGCGGGCAGGAGCCGGAAGUACAAGAUUAUCUUCAGCCCCCAGAAGUUUUACGCGUGUGAGAUGGUGCUGGAGGAGGAGGGAAUCUACGGAGACGUGACCUGCGACGAGUGGUCCUUCUACCUGCUCCCCCUGGACGACGACCUCGUCAGCAUGGAGCUGCCCGAGUUCUUCCGGGACUACUUCCUGGAGGGGGACCAUCGCUGGAUCAACACCGUGGCUCGAGCCCUGCAGCUGUUGAGCUCCCUCUAUGGGCCUUUUGCCAAGACCUACGGCAUUGGCCGCUGCGCCAAGAUGGCCUACGAAUUGUGGCGAGAGCUGGAGGAGGAAGUUGAGGGCGACAGCCAGGCCAGGCGGCCCGAGAUUGGCCAUAUCUUCUUCGUGGACAGAGAUAUGGACUACGUCACGGUGCUCUGCUCCCAGGUGGUGUAUGAGGGGCUGGUGGACGACACGUUCCGCAUCAAGUGCGGGAGCGUGGACUUCGGGCCAGACAUUACCUCUGGUGACAGGAGCAUCAAGCUGCUGCUCAACGCGCAGGACAAGGUGUUUGCUGAGAUCCGCAAUGAGCACUUCACCAACGUCUUUGGCUUCCUGAGCCAGAAAGCACGAAACCUGCAGGCACAGUACGACCGACGGCGCGGGAUGGACAUCAAGCAGAUGAAGAACUUUGUCUCCCAAGAGCUGAAGGGGUUGAAGCAGGAGCACCGCCUGCUGAGCUUGCACAUCGGUGCCUGUGAGUCCAUUAUGAAGAAGAAAACCAAGCAGGAUUUCCAGGAGCUGAUCAAGACCGAGCACUCCCUCCUGGAGGGUUUUGACAUCCGUGAGAGCGCCAGCUUCAUCGAGGAGCACAUAGACCGGCAGGUAUCCCCCAUUGAGAGUCUGCGCCUGAUGUGCCUCCUGUCCAUAACCGAGAAUGGUCUGAUCCCGAAGGACUACCGCUCCCUGAAAACCCAGUACCUGCAGAGCUAUGGGCCCGAGCACCUGCUGACCUUCCAUAACCUCAAGCGCAUUGGGCUCCUGACGGAGCAGUCCCCCGGAGAGACCUUCACCGCUGUGGAGAGCAAAGUCAGCAGACUGGUGACUGACCGGGCUGCAGGAAAACUCCCAGAUGCAUUUAAUUCUCUGGCCAGGAAGAGCAACUUCCGAGGCAUAAGCAAGAAGCUGGGCUUGAUCCCCCGUGUGGAUGGCGAAUACAACCUGAAGAUGCCCCGGGAUAUGGCUUACGUCUUCAGUGGGGCCUACGUCCCUCUGAGCUGCAAAAUCAUUGAGCAGGUGCUGGAGCGUAGGAGCUGGCUGGGCCUGGAGGAGGUGGUGCGCCUGCUGAAUGGCAACGAGUUUGCCGUUACAGACCCGGCGGUGGAGGACAAUCCCACCUGGGAGUCCCAGCGCGUCAUCCUGGUCGUCUUCCUGGGAGGCUGCACCUUCUCUGAGAUCUCUGCACUGCGGUUCCUGGGAAAGGAGAAAGGGUUCAGGUUCAUAUUCCUGACUACGGCGAUCACCAGCAGCGCCCGCAUGAUGGAGGCCAUGACCGAGACCAAGGCGUGAGGGCCAAGCUGCCCAAGCCAGCCGGGACACUCUCCAUUGGGGACGCUUUCUGCUUGGGCUUGGACCUGGUGCUGCCGGCGUGGGGCCGAGCCCGCUCCACGGGCAGCAGAGCUGGGCUGGGACGGACGCUGGAAGAGUGGACACUCGUUGGGGUGGGAGAGGGGUACGUGGUGCAGGAGCCCGCCCAUGUCUGCUGUGGACCAGCACGCUUGGGCCGUGGCGCUGCCCAGCCGUGUGCCUGCCUGCCCUGCAUCCACCCUCCCCUGGCGUGGGGGUGCUGCAGGGACGUGGCUGCAGCGCUGGGGCAUCGCCCCCAGCCCGGGGCGCGGCCCCCGCCACUGAAGGAGGUGCUGCCCCUGGCCCCGAGUGCGGGUGUUGCUUGCAGGGGCCGAGCAGGGGUGGGGGGAGGGCU
Molecule: messenger RNA, 2168 nt
Organism: Alligator sinensis (Chinese alligator)
Lineage: Eukaryota; Metazoa; Chordata; Crocodylia; Alligatoridae
Gene: VPS33B
Product: VPS33B, late endosome and lysosome associated
Exons: 22
Coding region: 38-1756 (572 amino acids)
Biological process (GO): vesicle-mediated transport; intracellular protein transport
Cellular component (GO): CORVET complex; lysosome
Source: RefSeq, a predicted model, not a curated record